GUGACUUUUUUCUUUUUGCCACAAGUUUUCCACUCUGAAAGGAUGUUAGGGGUUUUGCUGCUUGCGUUCUCCUUGGUUACCAUUGUUCAUUCUGAGCUCUGCAGACCAGAUGCACAGAAUGCUUUCAAAGUACGGCUUAGUAUCAAAACAGCUUUGGGAGAUAAUGCAUAUGCCUGGGAUGCAAGUGAAGAAUAUCUGUUCAAGGCAAUGGUGGCUUUUGCAAUGAGAAGAUAUUCCAACAAAGAAACAACUCAAAUUUCCAAUGUGCUGCUUUGCAAUAUGACAGAGAGGGUGUCAUUUUGGUUUGUGGUCACAGACUCUGCCAGAAAUGUGACAACUGUUCCUGGAAGUGAAGUAGAGGCAGCCAUAAGGAUGAACAGAAACAGAAUCAACAGUGCUUUCCUACUGACAGACAACACGCUGCAGUUCUUGAAAAUUUCCUCCACUUUAUCACCACCCAUUGAACCCACUGUGCCUGUCUGGCUUAUUGUGUUCGGUGUUGUUCUUUGCCUCGUUGUGGCUGCAAUACUUUUCCUUGUUGUUUCAGGAAUCCGGAAACGUAAAAGAAAUAACAAUGAGUCUACAGAGACAGGAGAUUUAGAAGACAAAUGUGACACACCAGUGACAACAGAAAAUGGGAUUCCCUGCGAUAUACUAGAUUUAAAAGCAGGCCAGAUUAAUGGAGUCUACGCAGCAGAUGAUGAACGGUUCACACCACUAUGAAAUAUCAGUUUCUUUUUGGCUUCUUUGAGAGAGACUGCACUAAUUUUAUGUAGUCAUGACUGAUGAAUGUCAAACAUUAAGGCAAGAAAAAUAUGACUUGUCAGCAGGGCCUGCUCUAGCGUUUUUGCUGCCCCAAGCACCAAAAAAAAAUAAAAAAAAUCCGCGAUUGCAAUCGGCAGCAGCUCUACCGCCGCUUCAUUCUACGGCGGCCUUUCAGCGGCAGGUCCUUCGUUGCAAGAGGGAGUGACGGCCCCGCCGCCGAAUUGCCGCCGAACGGCCAGACAUGCCACCCCCCUCUUCAUUGGCCGCCCCCGGCACCUGCUUGUCAUAACCUUGUCAGUUAUUUUCCCUUGAGAGACACUUUCCUUGAUAAAACACAAACACACAAAUCUGUAUUACAAAGCUAAAACAAAGGAAAACACUCAAUUGUUCAUUAAACAUUUUCAAGAAGUGUGUGGUGGAAUGAGGGUGAAGGCUGUCUUACAUCAGAUGCUUAGUUAUUAACGAUUAUUUAAAGACAUCAUUAUGACUAGUUCAUUGUUCUUCUUAAAGUGAUGUCCCUAUUGGUGCUCCGUUGUAGGUGCGGCAGUGUCUCCUGCACCUGGUAUCGGAGAUCUUCACCAGAAGUGCCCGUAGGACUGCACAUGUGCAUCUUCUCUCUCUCACACUGUGCACAGGACAUAUAUAUAUAUAGCACUGUUUGGUCAGACAGACAGCACCAGUUCCUUCUUUAUUACCUUUGGUCUGGGAUGGAAGCCGCUAGCAGAGCUCGCUGCUCCUCAUAGAUAGUUCCUUACCUGAUAGAGUAGUUAGUAUUUUCCUCUUCUUCUUUCAAUGUCUAUCUAUUAAAAAAGAUUGUUUUUUGUUUUAACUUUAUCUUUACAGUUAUUCUCAUAGCUUAGGUUUCCAUUUAUCCCACUUCCCACCUUCCAGACUGGGAAGCCCUUUUCCCUUCACCCUUAUGCCCAGCUCUCCCAAGUAUAAGAGGUGCGUUCAUGCGGGGCCGCCUUCUUGAUAAUGGACAUCCACCCACAGUGUAUCCACUGUCUGGGAGAGGGAUAUGUCCCUCAAGUGUUCCCACUGCCUCGGCCUGAAACCCAGAGCUAGAAAGAAUAAGGAUAUUAGAUUGAAACUUCUCCUCAUGGAGAAAUCACUACAUCCAGGAUUGGACCCGGGCCCGGACUCUUCCCCAGAGAAGACUUAAUGCUCUGCCAGAUUGUCUGCCGACCCCAACUCUCCAUGUCCUGUGAAGAGAAAGUCAUCCGUGAUCAUGCAGAUGACAAGAAACAGGCUUCCUUCUCCUCACACUCUGAGGCUCAGCCCUCCAGAACACCAUCCCUAGCUAGGUCAGUGGCUUCAACCUCAUCUCACAGGGGACAUAGCUCCAGGGCUCAUCUGAAUACCUCUGGUACUGGCUCAAGAAAAUGGUCUAAUGAUCUUGUCCGGGCACCUUCAGCCCUCAGCGUCCUUUCCCAGCUGUGGGGACCGAGGCAGCCCGCUUGCAGGAGCUAUGGCACCAACGCCAUUUCUGGCACCGACGAAGCUGUUGGCACCGAAUAAGUCCUUGGCACCAUCAAAAUAGUUGGCACCAGCCAAGUCACCAGCACUGACCGAAUCAUCAACACCAAAAUCUUCGGCACCAGGCAAGUCUUCGGUACUGGCCAAGUCACUGGCACCGGCCAAAUCUCUUGUGCCAUCUUCUGAAACUUCAGGGACAUACACUCUCUCUCCAUCACCAUGCAUUACAACCGCACUGAUGGUGCUCCUUCCCCUUCCACAAGACUUCAGAUACCCUAAAGACCUCUGGUAUCUGACACUCCCAAGUCUCUGCUUCUUUGAUGGAACUUCCCCCCAUUUCUACCCUCCUCUCUGAACUCACGGUGUUCCUCCCUCUCUCUGCUGAGGACAACACCUCCCUUCCCAGUGAGGAGGAGGAAGAGGCGAAGGAGGACGAGGGCUCCAUUGUUCCCUCGACUACUGGACAAAUUGCACUGGCUUAUCCUCACUAUAUGCGGACUACCUCUGGCUCCCAAUCCUGGCAGUGCCACCAUGGAUGCAGCCACAUGUGCCAUUCCCACCAAACUGACCAUAUUGGGACCCUUGGGCCAGGUACAGGGCACAAUUUGGGAACCUUCGCAGAGAGCAAAGCCAGAGACAUACACUUCUCCCUUCUCCAUUGGUCUCUCACCCUCAGGAAGUCAAACCACCACUGAUACCAACUGAGGAGGAAGAGUAGGAAGAGGAGGCUCCCAACUUUACAUUUUUCCUCCUCCUUACCUGAUGAGGCAAUUAUGCCUCCAUCCUCUAUAUCUGCUGACAACUUCAGGCACUUUCAAGAUCUAUUCCAUAAGAUUGGGGACUCCCUAUAGAUCCCUUUAGAGGACGUCAAAGAUUAACAGUAUAAACUGCUGGAUAUCCUCCACACAUCCUCUUCCUCAAAGAUCGUACUACCGAUCAAUGAGGCUCGUCUCAAAUCUGCAAAGGUUCUGUGGCAGACCCUGGCUUCCAUCCUUCCAACCUGCAAACACGCCAACAGAAAAUAUGUUCUGGUGAAGAAUACUGAAUUUUUAUUUUCGCACCCCACCGCAAAUUUUUUGUUGGUCACUGCGGUGCAGGAGAGGAGCCGUCAGUACCAAUCUCGAUCUAGUCAUCCAGACAGAGAUUGGAAAUGCCUGGACCUAUUUGGAUGCAAGACAUACUCUUCAGCCACACUCCAAUUUAGGAUUUCAAAUUAUGAAGCUCUCAUGGCCAGGUAUAAUUAUCUGAAUAACUCCAAAUGGGAGGAACUUUACUAUGAUCUACCGGAGACCAAAAAGGAGCAAUUCCAGUCCUAGAUAUCAGAGGGACACCUCCUAGCCUGUAGAGCCCUACAAGCCUCAUUAGACUCUGCAGACACUGCUGCUCGAUCCAUCGCACUGCUAUGGUCAUGAGGCAUGCAUCAUGGCUCCACCUCUCGGGCUUUCCUAAGGAGGUACACAGUAGAGGACUUACCAUUCAAAGGCUAGAACUGUUCUUUGAGCGUACAGAUGACUCUUUGUAUUCUCUUAAAGACACCCAAGCUACAUUUUAUUCUCUCGGGAUAUGCACACAAGCACCAAAGAGACACUCGGGGAAGUACCAACUCCCACCGCAGUCCCAAACUCAACAGUAUACCUCUCAAUGGCACUUCAACACCCAAUGCCAUUGACAAAGGCCUCAGUCUAAACGUAGACAGCCCACUUCUCAAGGGUUACCUCUCAUAUACUGGCACCAAAGCAACAAUUUUGAAGGUGUGAUCAAGGCCCCAAGAAGCCUUCCCUUGUUCCAGUCAUCCCCACCAUCUCUGAUGUUCCAGUAGUUUGGUGACUGCUAGCUCAAUUUUUCCCAUCUUGGAGUCUCAUCACCUCGGAUAAGUGGGUUCUAGAGAUAGUCAAGGAAGGAUACUCCUUCCCAUUCCUAUUCUGCCUGCCCCCCGUUCCCUCUUCAGGGACCCCUCUCAUAAGUCCUUUCUAUGGGAAGAAAUAAAUCACCUUCUGCAACUGGGAGCCAUGGAACAGGUCCCUCCCCAACACACGAGAAAGGGUUUCUACUCCCACUCUUUUCUGAUUCAGAAGAAGCCCGGUGGCUGGUGUCAUAUCCUAGACCUUUGCAAUCUAAACAGAUUCGUCAAGCUGCAAUGUUUCAAGAUGGUUACCCUCUCCAUUAUUCUCCUAGCAUGAAACAAUGGGAGUGGUUCUCUGCCCUCAACCUCCAAGACGCAUACUUUCAUAUUUCUAUACAUCCUGCCCACAGAUGAUUCCUCUGGUUUGUCGUGAGCACUGACCACUGUCAGUACAAAGUACUGCCCUUCGGACUAUCCACAACACCUCGGGUGUUCUCCAAGGUCCUUGCGAUAGUUGCAACCUACUAAGGAAAAGAGGAAUUAUCAUUUUUCCAUACUUCGAUGACUGUCUCCUCGAGGCCCCAUCUGAAAUCUACACUCUCCAAGCCACCCACAUAGCAACAGACCUGUUCAUGAAGCUAGGUCUCCUCGUGAACCUAGAAAAUCCACUCUAAUGUCAGUACAACAGCUGGAAUUCAGUGAUGUGCAGUUAUAUGUCAUACAAGCCAGAGCCUUCCUACCGUCUCUCAGAUUCUCAGCUAUAAUGGAUCUGGUAUCUGCUGCACGUAUCUGCCCCCAGAUCUCUGCACAAAUAUGCCUCUGGCUUCUAGGCCACAUGGCAGCGGCCACGUUUGAGGUCAGGCACGCAAGACUGCACAUGCUAUGUCUUCAAGCAUGCCUCCAUACUGUUUACCUCCCCCACAAGCACAGCAUUCACAAACUUUUAUCUGUGCUGAGGCGAGUCAAAGACUAACUACUGUGGUGGACAUAGCCCAGCAACAUCUGUGUUGGAGUUCCUUUCCUACAACCAUCACCAGCUAUGAUCCUAGCCACCAAUGCCUCCCUAAUCAGUGGGUGGGGGGACAUCUACACAAACACUCAGUGCAGGGUAGAUGGUCGUCCACUGAAUCCACCUUACACAUCAAUGUCCUAGAGCUACGAGUGGUCUGCAGUGCCUGCCAAUAUUUCCUGCCUCUUCUCAAACAUCAUAACAUAAGAGUGAUGAUGGACAAUCUCACUUGCAUGUAUUACAUCAACAGGCAGGGUGGAGCGAGGUCCUACUCUUUAUGCUCGGAGACAAUCAAACUGUGGAACUGGUAUAUCCAGAACAACAUCUCCAUUUCAGCCACAUACCUCCUGGGACACCAGAACACCACCACGGAUGCAUUGAGCAGGGAAUUCUCACACGAUCAUGAGUGGGAGCUGGAUAUGUGAGCACUUCAACCCAUAUUCAACUGAUGGGGCCUUCCCACCAUAGAUCUCUUUGCCACGCAACACAACACCCAUUGCCCUCAAUUCUGAUCCAGAACGGGACUAUGGCAUGGAUUGCUGGUAGAUGUAUUCCUCAUAACCUGGGACACACCACUCCUUAAUGCCUUCCCUCCCUUUCCCUUCCUAUUCUGAGUACUUCGCAAAAUAGAGGAGGACCAAGCUCAUGUCAUACUAAUAGCUCCAACAUGGCCACUACAAGUCUGGUAUACUUACCUUCUAUGCAUGAUGGUAUGCCAACCAAUCUCUCUCCACCUAACACCGUGGCUCCUCUCACAGGACACAGGACACAUUUUCCAUCCCAAUCCAUAGAUGCUCCACUCAAAGUCUGGUUCCUCCGUGGUUCCAGAGUCCGGAAAUAAUCUGCUCAGACACUGUCAAACAGAUACAUUUGAAUAGUAGGCGUGAAAACAAUCAGACACACUUACAUUGACAAAUGGACUAGAUUUCACUGCUGGUGUGCCUCACAUUAGGUUGACGCAGCACACGCGUUGUUGCCACUUAUUCUUGACUACAUUCUACACCUUAAACAGUCAGGAUUGGCCAAUAGCUCUAUUAGGGUACAACUGACAGCAAUCACAACCUUUCACUCCCCUUUUGACGGCCACGCCUUCGCACACCCACUCACGAAGUGCUUCUUGAGGGGUAUUAAAUAUCGCUAUCCCCAUAUCCAAGACCCGACCCCCAGCCUGGGACCCCAGGCUAGUCCUACAUUCUCUGACUAAGCCCUCAUUUGAACCAAUGGCAACUUGUUCUUACAUAUACCUAUAAAUGAAAAUGGCCUUUUUUGUCUCCAUCACCUCUGCUAGACAGGUGGACAAAAUCGUGACCCUCAUGGCAUAUUCACCAUACACAGUGUUUUAUAAAGAUAAAGUUACACUACGCCCACACCCAAGAUUCUUACCUGAGGUCCCAACAUCUUUUCAUCUCAGUCAACUGUUACACCUCCCUUGCUUCUUCCCAAAGCCUCAGAGUAAUAAACAGGAGACAACUCUUCACGCCCUAGACCAGGGAUCAGCAACCUUUGGCACGCGGCCCGUCAGGGAAAUCUGCUGGCAGGCUGGGAAAGUUUGUUUACCUGCAGCGUCCGCAGGUUCAGCCGAUCGCAGCUCCCACUGGGCGUGGUUUGCCGUUCCAGGCCAAUGGGGGCUGUGGGAAGCGGCGGCCAGCACAUCCCUCGGUCUGUGUCACUUCCUGCAGUCCCCAUUGGCCUGGAACGGCGAACUGUGGCCAGUGGGAGCUGCGAUCGGCUGAACCUGCAGAUACUGCAGGUAAACAAACCAUCCCGGCCCAUCAGCGGAUUUCCCUGAUGGGCCACAUGCCAAAGGUUCCCGAUCCCUGCCCUAGACAUAAGACGCACAUUAGCCUUCUACUUGGACAGGACUAAACCCUUCCAGAAAUCUCCACAAUUAUUCCUCUCCACCACCAAAAGAUCCAGAGGCACUGCCAUGCCUAAACGCUUCUCUAAGUAGAUCUCACAGUGUAUAGGUUUAUCCUAUGAAGUCGCCGAUAGACAACCUCCUACCUCAAUCAGAACACAAUCCACAUAUUCGUUAUCUGCCUCGAUUGUCUUUCUUAAUAAUGUCCCCAUUGAUGAUAUUGGUAAGGCAGUCACAUGGGUAUCGACAGACACUUUCACCCAGCACUAUGCUAUUACCCACGACGCCUCAACAGACACUCUCCUAGGGAAGGCUGUCCGCUCCUUAGCAAUAUGUGUCGCUCCGAAGCCCCAGCCUUCCAACUACCGGUAGGGCACUGCUUUAUAGUCACCUGCAGUAGAGCACCCACAGGGACAUCACUCAAAGAAGAAGAGAAUUACUCACCCUUUGCAGUAACUGAGGUUCUUCGAGAUGUGUCCCCCUAUGGGUGCUCCAUUACCCGACCUCCUUCCCUCUGCUUCGGAGCCAAAAACAUAAGCUCUGUGCCAGAGAAGGAACUUGGGGCAGGUGGACCGCACAGCACUAUAUAUAUAUCCCUCUCACAGCGCGAAAGGCGGGAGGUGCGCAUAUGCGGGUCCGACGGGCACUGCUGGUGAUGAUCUCUGAUCCCAGGCACAAGGGGUGCUGCCGCACUUACAAUGGAGUACCCAUGGGGACACACAUCUCCAAGAACUUCAGUUACUGCACAGGGUGAGUAACCCUCUCUUUUCUUUCCCUGUAAUAAAUGUGAACCAAAUUA
This is a messenger RNA of Malaclemys terrapin pileata, 7750 nucleotides long. It is a transcript of the gene CLTRN, whose product is annotated as collectrin, amino acid transport regulator. The transcript is spliced from 6 exons. The record is from RefSeq and is a predicted model, not a curated record. NCBI's taxonomy places the organism in Eukaryota, Metazoa, Chordata, Testudines, Emydidae. Bases 43 to 723 code for a protein of 226 amino acids.